AUGGAUGAUGUUCUCAUCGCCAACCUACCUAAGAAGCUCCUACGAUCAGCCUUGCGAACAUUAAUCUCACAAGGAUCGGUUACUCAGCAGCCAUUCGUGCAACAUAUCAGGGAGCACCUGACACGAUCCCCACCUGAACUCACUCCUCCAUCAUCUCUGUUCCCAGUCUCUGAUGAGUUGUCAGUCGAAUGCAACCAGUAUCUUGAGAUUACGAGGUGCAUUUUCUCAUCGAAACUUUCGGAGCAAUCGUUGACUUAUCUCACUCACUUCUUAUCAUCAAUCACAGAAGGCAAUGCCAAAUGGUCUCAAGGCUCAGACCUAGAGGCAGCCUUUCGGACUUUCGGUGGCGACGUGGUUCAAGCAGCGCAGGCUCUGAAAGAAGCCAAACCCGAUAUAACAGAAAGCUUGAAAACGAAACUCCUCAAUCUUUUGGCUUCCUUCCGCAACUGUAAGGAAUAUUGCCAAACAUCAGAUCUACCGUAUCUCUUCGCUCGCGCCGAAAGACAGGUUCAAGAUGUCUUUACUUUCUUCUUUUCGGAAGUGCCACCAGACACACUACCAAACAGGCUUCUGCAAAUCAACGUCGCAAAAGCAGCAUCUCCAAACUCUAUGAUUGAAAAGUUCAAACUAGGGCUUCACGAAGUGCCCCGUCUCUUUAAUGGGUUCUGGCAGUUAUCUUCACCAGCCUGGGGGUCCGGUACUUCAGAUACCCAAGAAGCAGCGCUUAUUCAACUUGUGGAAUCCGGCUUGAUCGCGGCAGACAUGGCAGAUCACUACGGCGAUGCUGAGUUGAUCUAUGGCGAUUUCCGGCAGCGACUACCACCAGAUAUCAAGGAUACAAUCUAUGCCGCGACGAAAUGGUGUAUAUUCAGCGCCGUCAAGCAGACUAUCAGCCGUGACUGGGUUCUUGCUGCAGUUAAAGAACGUAGCCGACGACUCAGUGGAAGGGUUGAGCUUCUGCAGUUCCACUGGUAUGAUUACUCCUCAAAAGAGUAUCUAACCAUUCUGAAAGAGUUGAUACUGAUCAGCAAGGAUCACCCUGAGCUGCUUUCUUCCGUGGGGCUUUGUAACUUUGACUCAGACCACGUCGUAGAAGUGUGUCAGUAUCUUCUUGACAAGACAGGAUCUGUCGGAAUAGUAUCAAAUCAGGUGCAGUUCUCUAUUUUCGAUUCUCGACCGCUUCAGAAGAUGUCGGCUAUUUGCUCCAAGUAUGGCUUGAAACUUCUAACAUACGGUUCCUUUUCGGGUGGGUUCAUCUCUGAGAAAUGGCUUGGAGUACCUGCUCCGGAGGUUUAUUCAGAGGGCCAGCACUUGACUCCUUCUCAACGCAAGUAUCUCGACAUCAUAAACUUAUGGGGGCAAUGGGAGGAGUUCCAAUCACUGCUUGGGACGCUGAAAGCCAUUGCUAGUAACAGGAGUGUGAGCUUGACCAAUGUGGCAACUCGUUGGGUCCUACAACAACCUGCUGUUGGCGCAGUCAUUGUUGGGACUAGGCUCGGUGUGACUGCGCACAGUGGCGAUAAUGUCAACGUGUUCACGUUCCGGUUGAGUGAGGAUGAGAUGAAAGAAAUCAACCGCGUCGCACUUGGUCCUGGCAAUAGCAAAUGUUUGGCUAUGUUCCAAAGGCUUGGUGAUUGCGGGAACGAAUACAGAGCAAUGCAUUAA
This is a messenger RNA of Clonostachys solani, 1665 nucleotides long. The record is from the annotation of a GenBank genome assembly. Lineage: Eukaryota; Fungi; Ascomycota; Sordariomycetes; Hypocreales; Bionectriaceae.